UGGCUUUUCAGCCUUUUCACAUUGACUAUGUAUUUAUAGUUUAUCUUUCUUGUAUUAAUUUAUUCAUUACAUAUUUCACCAACACCUAUUAACACGUCUUUCUCUUUUAUUUUUUGUCACUAGGUCGACGUUGGGGAAACAUUGAAAAAUGUAUGUUUACGGGAAUGUAACUUAAUAGGCCUGUUUAUUUGAAAAAUACUCGUGAUUUCUUAGUUAACGGUGGAGGCCAUAAGCAUCAAAUUUUACUUUUUAAAAUAGUAAUGGAAUUUGAUUCCUCGCCAGUGUUUUUGAAUUCAGAAAAAAUUACAAGAUACAUUGAUGGAAGAUGGGACUCCCUGAUUUCAUGCCUUGAGACAUCUUUUGUCCUUUACUCAAGCGAUGAUGGUCAAGUUAUUCAGCCUGUAAGAGAGAACGUGACCGUUCGGGAUUAUAAUGGGUUAUUGUUUUCCAUGCCAGUUUGCAGCUCUCCACACGAAGCACUAGCAACUAAGAUCAUCACUGUAUAUAACGAUAAUCACUUGAGGGGACUGCCGAGAAUUCAAGGAGUUAUAUUACUUUUCAGUGCAGUAGAUGGUGUUUUGAAGGCGAUAUUGGAAGCUCCUGUCAUUACUGCCAAAAGAACAGCAGGUGCUACUGCAGUAGCUACUAAGUACUUAGCAUCAGAAAACCCCAAAAUACUGGCCAUCCUUGGAGCAGGUGUUCAAGCAAGAAGCCAUUUUGAAGUAUUAACUCAUUUGUAUAAUUUUGAAGAGGUGAGAAUUUGGAACAUUCAUCAGAAUAAUGGUGAAAAGCUGGUGAAAGAACUUAACGACAAAGGCUUUCAUUGUGUGUGUUGCUCGAAUGUGGAAGAAGCUGUGAGAGAUGCAGACAUUAUUGUAACAGCCACUUUUUCAAAAACUCCUAUCCUGAAAGCAGUGUGGGUUAAACCAGGAGCUCAUAUCAAUGUGAUUGGUGCUUCAAAUCCAACAAGCCAGGAAUUGGACCCUGAGUUGAUGAGAUCUGCUGUUGUCUAUACUGAUAGUAGAGAAGCUGCUUGUGUAGAAUCGGGAGACAUUAUUAUUUCAGAAGUAGAAGUGUAUGCAGAGAUUGGAGAAGUAAUUUUGGGAAAGAAAGAAGCCUUCAGAGAUAAAACAACUGUAUUCAAAUCACUUGGUAUGGCUGUACAGGACUUGGUUUCAGCCAAACUUGUUUAUGAUGCUUACACUUCAGAUCUCCAGAAGUAAUUUUAUGAAAUGUAUUGGUCAAGUUAACCAAGGCCCACAACACAAGUGUUGAAUAUCAUCAUUAUAAAAGAUAUAAUAUAACAGUGAAUGUUAAAAAUCUUUAAUAAUACCUACAGUAUUUUAUUUUAGGAUUUUUGAAGAAAUAUUCAUUUUUAAUUGUUUUCGUAGGAGGACAGUAAGUGUCUUAGUAGUUGCUAUUUUCUUAGAGUACAAAACUUACAAGAAUGCUGCUACAGUAGUUAAUCAUGUACUACUAUUAUAUAUCCAAGUAAAUGUGUAUUAUAUACUAUUGUUUACAGAAAAUGCACUGCUAUGUUAUUUGUGUUUGGUAUGCGAAUCUUAAUUAGGUUUUAAAAAGAGAUUAAUAAUUAUGCCAUAUUAUACAAUUAAAUUUGAUAAAUAUUGUUUAUAUUAAUACAUAUAACUUGAGGUUUAAGGUUACAUACAAAGCAUAUAUAUAUAUAUAUAUAUACACACAAAUGAUUACAUUAGUUAAUAGAUUUUCUCUACUUACCUAUGUAAUGACUAGAUGCAAAGAUUAAUAAAAUUUUAUUUUUUAAGAACCA
Limulus polyphemus (Atlantic horseshoe crab) is the source of this 1789-nucleotide messenger RNA. RefSeq names its product ketimine reductase mu-crystallin-like. Gene Ontology annotation, cellular component: cytoplasm. The coding region runs from base 261 to 1223 and encodes 320 amino acids. The record is from RefSeq and is a predicted model, not a curated record. Gene Ontology annotation, molecular function: hormone binding. The transcript has 8 exons. Lineage: Eukaryota; Metazoa; Arthropoda; Merostomata; Xiphosura; Limulidae.